AUGUUUCGCGAAGGCCUUCCCGUUACGCGAAGGACUUUUCGUUACGUGAAGAUUUUCUCGUUACGCGAAGGGCCUUCCCUUAAGUUUAGGAAAUUGGGUUGGUUGCUCCAGUCUACUUUAACUGGUGAGUGUCUUCCCGUUACAAAAUCUACAAAAUCUGUUGGAGAUGGGAUUUACUCUGGUUCUACCUGCAAGCAAGGAGAAAUCGAAGCUUUUGUGAUUGCCACGGGUGUGCAUACCUUCUUUGGUAAAACUACUCAUCUAGUAGACAGGACAAAUCAAGUUGGCCAUUUUCAAAAGGUCUUGACUGCCAUAGGGAAUUUCUGCAUAUGUUCUAUUGCAGUGGGGAUGUUGAUCGAGAUUAUUGUGAUGUACCUUAUUCAACGUCGAUCCUACCGUACUGGAAUUGAUAAUCUGCUAGUACUGCUUAUAGGUGGAAUUCCCAUUGCAAUGCCCAUUGUUCUAUCCGUGACAAUGACAAUCGGUUCACAUCGUUUGUCUCAACAGGGGGCAAUCACAAAAAGAAUGACAACAAUAGAAGAGAUGGCAGGCAUGGAUGUUCUUUGUAGUGAUAAAACUGGAACUUUGACAUUGAACAAGUUAACAGUGGACAAAAACCUUAUUGAGAAAAAAUGUUUUAAAGCUGUUAGUCAGGUUUAUGCUGUUAUUGAUACCGUUGAGAAAAAUAGUGAAAUGAAUGAAAAUGCUUGUGCCUAUAUAUACUUGAAUUUAUCUGAUUCUGUGAUGAGAAAAAUUGGUAAUUUAGAGUGUGCAAAAACCUUGUGGGAUAAUGUCUGA
Impatiens glandulifera is the source of this 798-nucleotide messenger RNA. Its product is annotated as ATPase 4, plasma membrane-type-like. The transcript has 4 exons. Gene Ontology annotation, molecular function: P-type proton-exporting transporter activity; ATP hydrolysis activity; ATP binding. Gene Ontology annotation, biological process: proton transmembrane transport; regulation of intracellular pH. The record is from RefSeq and is a predicted model, not a curated record. The coding region runs from base 1 to 798 and encodes 265 amino acids. Lineage: Eukaryota; Viridiplantae; Streptophyta; Magnoliopsida; Ericales; Balsaminaceae. Gene Ontology annotation, cellular component: plasma membrane.